CGCUAUCGUCGUCGUGGUCGUGGUCGUCGUCACUGUCGUGGUCGCCGUCGUCGUCUUCACAGUCGCCGUCGUCAUCGUCGUCGUCGUCGUCGUCAUCGACAUUAUUAUCGUUAUAGCUUUGGUCGUUUACUUACUUACUUCGUCGGCUCUUUCGCCUUCAGUCGACAUCGUCGCCAAAAGACGGCGAUGCACAAACAAUCAAAACAACACAACAACAACAACAAGAGGAGGAAAUACAAAUACACUAGCAAAAACAACAACAGCAACAAUAACAACACAAACAACAUUCACAACAACAACAACAUUCACAACAACAACAACAACAACAACAUGAGAAAAACCACAAGCAGUCGGUACAGCAACAGACUGCACGCCAGCAUGCGAUCUGUGUGGUUGAUUUCGCUGGAGGUGUUGUUUAUCGUCGGCACCCUAGUUCCAAACCUUUCUGAAGGUUUGGUCCAAGCCCAGGACAUUUACCUACCAAAAUCUGCAGGACGUCAACCGGCAGCACGGCCAUCGCCACCACCACCAGCAGCAGCAGCAUCAUCGUCAGCUGGUAGAAGACGUGGUGGUGUUGAUGUUCACGUUGGUGAUGCUGAUGAUGUUGAUGCUGAUGAUGAUGAUCGUGGAGGAAAUGUACAUACCUACAAGGAUAACCGUAAUAUAGUUGCUUUUUUCCAAGGGUCCUGUGACAGCUUGGCAUCCUGUGAGCAAAAGUGUAUCCAAUCAUAUCAUGGAUACUUAUGUGCUUGCAAUGAGGGUUACAAUCUCAAUAGCGAUGGAUUUUCUUGCACACGAGGCAACAAAAGAAACAGUCCAGAAAGCUUAAAAUUCAAAAACAGGAAUUUUACAUCCAACAGUGCUGAUGAGAAGCUGAAACUAAAACAUAACAAUGUGUAUUUAGAAGUGGACGGUACCCUAAAAGGCUACAAACAUGUUUCUGAAAGUCUCAACAGUGAUCCAAUGGACCAGUCACAUGGCCUUACCAAAGACGACAAAUCAAAAACAGAGAAAGAAAACAGCUUCAAAGCAUCUGAGAAGGCAAAAGCCAAAGAAAAGGAUGAUAAACCAUUCUUGGUAAAUCCAGAUCUAAAGCCACCUGGUGGAAUUGAACAUGUGGAAUUCCUUACUGAAACAUUCAAUGUGGCUUGGUUGGAGAUAUGUGGGAAUUAUCCUUGCCAGAAAAACAGCACUUGUGUUGUGGAAGGUAAUGAGCCCCGAUGCGACUGUCCUCUUGGAACGACAGGGAAAUUCUGCGAAGACGAAAUUGUCGUCAGAUACCCAAAGUUGAAUGGCCGAGGAUAUUUGGCUUUCCCUGUGUUGCGUGAUGCUUACAAGCAGUUCCGCAUUUAUCUGGAAAUCAAACCAGAAUCUCCAAAUGGAUUAUUGCUAUUUGCUUCCGAGAAGCCUGAUGCUCGAGGGGAUUUCUUCUCUGUUGCACUUGUUGAUGGACAAGUAGAAUUCCGCUUUGACUGUGGAAAAGGUAUGGUUGCAAUACGCAGUGUUGGACGUGUUCAGCUUGACCACUGGAACAGUAUAUUUGUCCAAAGAGAACUCCGACAUGGUUUUGUACAACUCAACUCUGAAAAUGCAGUUGAAGGAAAAAUUGAGACUGAUUUCAGUAGAAUAACAUUGCGGCAAGAUUUAUUCCUCGGAGGAUUCAACAAUAUGUCAGCUAUAUCAAAGAGAGUUGGAACUACACACAAGUUCUCAGGGUGUAUUCAAGAGCUUGUCAUUAACAACCGCAAAUAUGACAUGAGAAAAGAUCCUUUACUAGGAAAUGCCAUCCAUGGAACUAAUGUCAUGGAAUGCAGUGCCAAUGUCUGUACAGCUGUUGUGUGUGAGAACAGUGGGAAAUGCGCCGUAAAAUCAGCUGACACUCACAUUUGUCUGUGUCCCCUGGGAUAUGUAGGCAGCAACUGUGAGACAAAGUCAACUUUGCAUGUUCCCAGUUUCAAUGGUCAUUCCUUCCUGAAAUAUCAUGGUCUUGACCGAAGUACACUGUCCUUCACUGAAGUUGAAAUGAUUGUCAAACCAACCUCGUUAGAUGGUCUAAUUCUUUACAACGGUUACACCUUAGACCGUAAAGGAGACUUCCUUAUGCUAGCCAUGAGUGGUGGUCAUCUUGAAUUCCGUUUUGACCUUGGAACAGGUCCUGCUAUUAUCAGGAGUCCACACGCAGUCAAUCUGGGCAACUGGCACAUUGUGAAACUAUCACGUACAGGACGAGAUGGUAUCUUGGAAGUUGACAAUCAACCACGAGCAGAAGGUUUGUCUCAGGGUGCCUAUACCCAGCUGACACUUCUACAAGACCUAUACAUUGGUGGACAUCAAAACUUUGAUGAGACAUCCAAAUACGCCAACAUUUCAACAUCAUUUUCUGGAUGUAUUCAAAAAGUUGUAAUCAACGAGAAGCCCCUAGACUUGUUUAAGUCAGCCAAGGAAGGAGUAAAUAUCUACAACUGUGACCAUCCUUGUCAGGGCAGACCCUGCAUGAACGAAGGUGUCUGUGUACCAAGACAUGAUAACUAUAACUGCUACUGUCCACUUGGCUUCCAAGGAAACAACUGCCAGAAAAAGACUGAAAAAAUUAAUGAUGCCCAGUUCUCAGGAGGCAGCUACCUCAUGUACAAGAGUACACCUUUUGUUAAACGAACCCGUGGUAACAAGAUCGACAUUCAGAUGUGGGUGAAACCAGAAAAGAGAGAUGGCCUGCUCUUCUGGGUGGGUAAAGAACAGAGGUCAGCAUUCAGUGACUACUUAGCCAUUGGCUUCGUUGAAUCCAUCCUGCAGUUCCGCUACAAUCUUGGCAGUGGUGAAGUCAUCAUUUCUUACAAUGCAACAAACUUCUUUGAUGGCAGUUGGCACUUUGUCCGAGUUCAGAGGGAUAAACAAGAUGGAUACUUGUUGGUUGAUAACCAGUUUGUUUUCGAAGGAAGUUCACCUGGAACCUUUAGUUCAUUGAACACGGAUAAAAAAAUCUAUAUCGGAGGGAUGCCUGAUAUUGUACACCAUACAAGGCGGAGGUUCACUUCUGGUUUCCAUGGCUGCCUCACUGACUUCACGCUGGGAACUGACCUGAAAGUCGACUUGGUAGAGCAAGCUGAUGUUGGACAGAAUGUUUGGCAGUGUUCUUAAAGGGAACAAUUAUUUUACAUGCUACAAAUUUGAUCAUCCUGUAAAAUCAAUUUAAAAAAAAAAAAAAAAAAAAAACAAUACCAUAUUACAUCAGACAUCAGUCAGCUUGCAUAUAUAUAUAUACACGGAUAUAUAUAUUUCAUCUUAUAUAGUAUAGUUUCUGUUGUAUGGAAAGACAACAGUUAAAUAUUUAAAAAAAAAAAAGAAAAUAACACCCACCACCAACGUAAUCUAAAAAAAAAUAUAUGAUUAAAUAUAAAUGAAAGAUUAAAGAAUGGUCAACUGAAUAUUCUAGAACAAUUUAAAGUGAGCUAUAUUUAUGAAAGAUUAAAUCGAAAGA
This is a messenger RNA of Octopus sinensis (East Asian common octopus), 3478 nucleotides long. RefSeq names its product pikachurin. The record is from RefSeq and is a predicted model, not a curated record. The coding region runs from base 187 to 3138 and encodes 983 amino acids. Lineage: Eukaryota; Metazoa; Mollusca; Cephalopoda; Octopoda; Octopodidae. Gene Ontology annotation, molecular function: calcium ion binding. The transcript is spliced from 14 exons.